AUGGAUUUAACUCAAUCGCAAGAACAAGACAAAAUAAUACAAUACUAUUUGAAUUAACAAAUUAAAAAGGUCGCUGAUGAAAAGUCAUAAAUCACUCUUCAAUAGGAGUAAGAGAGAAACAAAAUCAAAUUAUAAGUUUGGGAAUUUCUAACUCAAUAACAAUCCAUUUAGUAGUCUCGUCUCAAUGCGACACCCUUGAGUCUUAUUUCUAACAACUCUGCUUAAUCAGACCGUUUCGAUGUUCAAAUGGAUAAAUCCAAAAUGAAAUAAUAGAGUUCGAAAUUUGAAUAAUCAAUGCAAUUCCAAAAAGAGCACCCCAAUUUCCAAAUCAAUUAUCAUUCCUUCGUUGAUUCCAAAGACUAACAAUACAAACAAUUAGAUUUUCUCAUUGCCCAAUAUGAAGAGAAGACUAAGAAUUUACCAAAAAAUUAUUUCAAAAGGCAGCAACCAGACCACGCCUCUAACUAGCUCUAAUAGGAUUAGGAUGACAAUGAUGAACAGUAUAAUUAAGAUUUUGACUAGGAUGAAGAAAUCUAAGAAGUCAUUGAAGAAGAAUUGCAAGAAUCCUCAAUGUAAACCCAAUAAAAGCCAUUAAAAAUUAACUAAUAAGAUAACUAGACUGCUUAUAACAAUUUAAUUAAAUUACGAAUCGAUAGAUUGGAUACUAAUUUUGCAAAUGCAGAAACCUCCAAAUUGAAUGAUGUUAGCAAAUCAUCAGAAUCUUUUAGCGAUUUGAAGAUCAGUCCUAAUGAAACUAAUAAAAUACUUGAAAUCAGCAGAUAAGUGGAUGCUUCCAAAUAAACUGUCUUAAAAUUCGAUUAAUCUUACAAGUAAGCCAAAUCAAACGAAGAACCCUUAAUUGAGUAAUCACAAUAAUCAAUGUCAUCGAAAUUAUUGGAGUUAUCGCAAUAAUAAUCCAAAUUAUAUGAAAAAUAAAGGAUUGAAUAUCCUUAGAUGCCUAGUCUUGAUCAAGAAUUCUCUUAUAAAAUUUAAGAUCAAUCUCAAAUAGCAAAGUCUUUAUAUGCAAAUAAACAGGCAGAUCAAGUUUCUAAAUUUGAUUAAUCUAAUUUUGAGUAAUCAAAGGUAUAGACUCAAAAAAGUUAAUAUGAUUAAAUAUAAAAAAGCAAUGCAACUAGUUAAAUUUAAUCCAAAUAUAAUCAAAUCCAAGAAUAGUCAAAAAAUUAAGAUUUGGAAGAGAAAUCUAAUGUCUCUAAUUAGAAUUAGUCUAAAUUCUAAGAAUAAUAUUCAAAUUAUUAAUAAUCUCAUUAAACCUCUAAAUUCAGUGAAACAUCAAAAAGAGCUCCAUCAACUGAAUUCGAGAAGUAAUAGUCCUAUUAAAAUUAUCUGUAUACUAAUUCUAAUGCCAAUAAAUAAUAUUAACUUUCUUAGGACGUCUAAAAUGAAAACAACAAUGAAGAAUUUUAGGAAGAAGAAGAGAUAUUUUCAGAGGAAGAAGAUCAUAAUAAUAAAUUUUAUUAGUUUAGUAUAAAUUUUGAAGAUUAAGAUGAUAAAGAGAAAUAAAAAAAAUUCGAAGUAUUAAAAAAAAAGAAACUAUAGGAAAUGGAGGAGUUAAAAUAGCUUCGUUAAUAAAGAAAUAAAGAAUAAUAGUAAUAAUAAAGUAGUUAGAAUAAUAAACGAGAUUAAUCUCCAUUAAUGCCUAGUGCUUCAUUAAAAAAAUUAUAAUAAUAAUAAUAAUAAUAAUAAUAACAAUAAUAAUAAUAAUAAUAAUAAUAAUAAUAAUAAUAAUAAAAUUCAUUAAAUCAAUUUUAUUAGCAUCAAUCGCCAUAAUUUUAUUAAAAAAAUGUGGUAUAAGAAAAAGAGCCAUAAUUUAUUCCAACUUCAAUGCCAUAAUCAAAACGUAAUGCUUCAGCGAAUAGAAAAUCUCCUAUGGCAAGAUAAAAAGAAACUGCACAUUUUUGUUCAGAUAUAGAUAGAUCAAUUUCGGUUGAAAAAAAUAAAAAAAAUAAUAAAACUAUUUUAAAGAAUGCGAUAACCUAUGUGUGUCUGGCUGGAGAGCCUAAUAAAAGAGAGAGAGAAGCAAUUCUACAAAAAUUAGAUGGAGUUGAAGCUGAACAUUUUAUAAUUUUAUUCAAAACUUAUGGUAGAUCGGACUUUAGAGCUUUGUAUGGCUAUGCUGUAGAUUCACAACCUUAUUUGAUAUUCGGAUAAGGAAAAUGCCCUCAGGUUUUAACUUCUGAGAUGGUGAAAACAUUUUUCAAAUAUGAUUCCGGAGCUAAAUAGUUUAAAGCAAUAGACGGAAAUAAGUAAUUUACUAUUAUGGUUGAUGCUGUUUAAUUAAGAAAAUGA
Paramecium tetraurelia is the source of this 2307-nucleotide messenger RNA. RefSeq lists its product as uncharacterized. The record is from RefSeq and is a predicted model, not a curated record. Gene Ontology annotation, molecular function: microtubule binding; calmodulin binding. The transcript has 3 exons. NCBI's taxonomy places the organism in Eukaryota, Ciliophora, Oligohymenophorea, Peniculida, Parameciidae.